Meyerozyma guilliermondii ATCC 6260 is the source of this 717-nucleotide messenger RNA. RefSeq lists its product as uncharacterized. NCBI's taxonomy places the organism in Eukaryota, Fungi, Ascomycota, Pichiomycetes, Serinales, Debaryomycetaceae. The transcript has a single exon. The coding region runs from base 1 to 717 and encodes 238 amino acids. The record is from RefSeq and is a predicted model, not a curated record.
AUGAGGAAAAUGAACAUCGGUUUCUGCCGAGUAGAUCACAUCACCACGGAAAUUUUUUUCGAUAUCCUUCAUGGUCAAACCAUCGUAGGUGAUUUUACUCUCUUCUCCAAUAUGGAAACCGUAGGUAUGAGCAGCAAUUGUCUUCAACAAGGUGGAACAACCCGAACCAGGUCUACCAAGAACAACUGUGACUUCACCAGGCUUCAUUAUAGCGUCCAUACUCUUCAAGAUAUCAAAGUAGAUCGAAGGAUCUUGCUUUCUCAACGAUCUGAUAUAAUCCUUACCAAGCUUGAACAAAGCAGAUGUAACGGUGGGUUGGUAAUCGGAGUCAGUAGCAAUACCAUAGGCUCUCAAGUCACGGUAAGCCACUCCCAACGAUGUGGGCUUGUAAUAAUCUGGGUCGGAAUCAAGCAACUUUCUAACAUUUUUCACCCAGAAUUUAGCAUUAAACAUAUCAGAUUCUGGGUUGAGACUUUCCUCAAUUUCUUCAUGAUUGUAGGGUUCAACACCAGGAACCUGGGACAUAUGACUCAAGUAUCUAAUAAGGUCCUCACUGCUUUUUGUUUUGGACAUGUUAAUACUGGUAUUGGUGAUGGUACGAGCCAAUUCUCUAAUCGACUUAUCAGCAGCAUCAUCAAAACCCUGAUACUCCUCUACCUCAUUGUUGGACGAAGCAGCAUCCGAGUACCUGGAAUCCUUGUACUCUUCGCUCUGUGA